Messenger RNA from Eruca vesicaria subsp. sativa (arugula), 1866 nucleotides. The record is from the annotation of a GenBank genome assembly. NCBI's taxonomy places the organism in Eukaryota, Viridiplantae, Streptophyta, Magnoliopsida, Brassicales, Brassicaceae.
AUGUACAACUUACUGCAGCCCCACCUUGAUGUUCUACUAUUUGAAGUAAUAUUCCCUCUAAUGUGCUUCAAUGAUAAUGAUCAAAUUCUUUGGGAAGAAGACCCGCAUGAGUAUGUGAGGAAGGGUUAUGUUAGAAAGCGUGGAAAAGACAACUUCCCAAAAUUUAUACAGUUCAUCGUGGGCACUUUUACGAGGUACCUUCAAUUUUAUCAACAAGUUUUGCGAAGGCCCUAUCGCCAAAAGGAUGGUGCUCUGCUUGCUGUUGGGACACUUUGUGAUAAACUGAGGCAAACUGAACUCUACAAAUCUGAGCUGGAGAGUAUUUUAGUGCGGCAUGUUUUUCCUGAAUUCAGCAGCCCAGCUGGUCAUCUUAGAGCCAAGGCUGCAUGGGUUACAGGGCAGUACGCCAACAUUAGUUUCUCAGACCAAACCAACUUUUCCAAGGCACUGCAUUGUGUUAUCUCUGGAAUGCGUGAUCCAGAACUUCCUGUAUGGGUGGACUCAGUUUUUGCUUUGCGUUCAUUCAUUGAAGCCUGCAAAAAUUUAGAUGAAAUUCACCCACUUCUGCCUCAACUUCUUGACGAGUUUUUCAAGCUAAUGAAUGAAGUUGAAAACGAAGAUCUUGCUUUUACGCUAGAAACUAUCGUGUAUAAUUUUGGAGAGGAGAUAUCUCCGUAUGCUCUGGGUUUGUGCCAGAACUUAGCCAGUGCAUUCUGGAGGUGUAUCGACAGUGACAACGGUGAUGAUGAAACCGAUGAUUCUGGUGCAUUGGCUGCAGUGGGAUGUCUCUGUGCCAUCAGUACAAUUCUUGAAUCUAUCAGUAGUCUCCCUCAUCUCUAUGGUCAGAUUGAACCACAGUUGCUGCCAAUAAUGCGUAAAAGGCUGACAACCGAUGGUCAAGAUGUAUUUGAAGAGGUUCUUGAGAUCGUCUCAUAUAUUACUACCUUUUCACCUACGAUAUCAUUGGAAAUGUGGAGUUUAUGGCCUUUAAUGAUGGAAGCACUCAAGGAUUGGGCCAUUGACUUCUUCCCAAAUAUAUUGGUACCUCUGCACAAUUACAUAACCAGAGGGACUGAGCGUUAUCUCACUUGCAAGGAACCAGAUUACCAGCAAAGUCUUUGGAGUGUGGUCUCUUUGUUUAUGGCGAACAAAAAUAUUGAUGAGAGUGACCUUGUGCCGGCUCCGAAGCUAAAAGGGAUUGUGCUUCAGACUUGUAAGGGCCAAGUGGAUCAAUGGGUGGAGCCUUACCUGAGAAUCGCAUUAGAUCGGCUACGAGGUGCUGAGAAAUUAUCCUUCAAAUGUCUUCUGAUUGAAGUGAUUGCAAAUUCCUUUUACUACAAUGCCUCUUUGGCACUUGGCAUACUGCAACGCUUCGGUUUCGCAACAGACUAUAUGGCUGCGCAUGCUGCAAGAAAGAAGAAGAGUGGUGUGCUUGCUAACUUCAAGCGAGAACAUGGUAAGAAAGUUUGCAUCUUGGGUUUGACAUCACUUCUCUGUCUUCCUGCUGGUCAAUUGCCUGGGGAAGUCUUGCCACCUGUAUUCAGGGCUCUUCUCGAGCUAUUAGUUGCAUACAAGGAUCAGCUUGCUGAAACUGCAAAGGCAGAAGAGGAAGAAGAUGAAGAUGACGACAUCAUGGAUGAUUUUCAGAUGGAUGAUGAAGAUGAUGAGGGAGAUGAAGAGAAUCCUGAUGAAACUGAUGGAACAAUGCAAGCAUCGGAAUCGAUCAGGUUUCAAAGCCUGACGCAGACACUAGACCCGCACUACCAAGGACUCGCUAACAAUAUCGCUCAGCACACGGAGCAGAGAAGAGCAGAGAUUCUAAAGGAGCAACUUGAUAAGAAAUCUUCCACAACAGUUGCUUCUUGA